CCAACAGCCCCGCGAUAAGGAAGUGUUUCUGUCGGUCUUCAGACGUUUUCAACUGAAACAGGAGUUCGUGUCGAGGCAGAAGCUCUGCUCCGAGACAAAAGACGCCGCGUGUUUGCAACUAUGCGCCGAUUAGCAGUCCGCUUCAUCAAGUGACACAUUUCCCCGCGAGUCCUUUGCCCGGUGAACCGUCAUGGGCCCCGGUGCUGCUGUUGCGCUGGUGUUUGUCGGCUGCUGCAGCAAUGUGGUGUCUCUCGAGCUGCUUGUGAGACAGUUUCCAGGAUGUGGCAACAUUGUCACCUUCGCUCAGUUUUUAUUCAUCGCGUUGGAAGGUUUCGUCUUUGAAACCAACUUCGGGAGGAAGAAACCAGCGAUCCCUGUCAGAAACUAUGUGAUCAUGGUGACCAUGUUCUUCACAGUCAGUGUGAUCAACAACUACGCUCUCAACUUCAACAUCGCCAUGCCGUUACACAUGAUCUUCAGAUCAGGAUCGCUAAUCGCAAACAUGAUCCUGGGAAUAAUCAUCCUGAAGAAAAGGUAUUCAGCAAGUAAAUAUCUGUCGAUAGCUUUAGUUUCAGCAGGUAUCUUCAUCUGCACCAUCAUGUCUGCCAAACAAGUGAAUGUGGCCAAUGAGGGAUCAGAAGAGGAGAGCUUUUAUGCCUUUGUGCGCUGGCUUAUAGGUAUCGGCAUGCUGACCUUUGCUCUGCUGAUGUCUGCGAGGAUGGGCAUCUUCCAGGAGACGUUGUACAAGCAGUACGGGAAACACUCCAAGGAAGCCCUCUUCUAUAAUCACUGCCUGCCUCUGCCAGGCUUCCUGCUUCUCUCCAGCGACAUCUACAGCCACUGUCUGUACUUCAGUCAGAGCACUCCUACAGUUGUUCCUGUGGUCGGACUCACUGUGCCGAUAAUGUGGCUCUACCUGCUGAUCAACGUCAUCACACAAUAUGUGUGCAUUCGCGGGGUUUUCAUCCUCACCACGGAGUGCGCCUCGUUGACCGUCACUCUGGUGGUGACGCUGAGAAAGUUCCUCAGCCUCAUCUUCUCCAUCAUGUACUUCCAGAACCCGUUCACCGGGUGGCACUGGGUGGGCACGGGGGUGGUGUUCUUGGGCACCCUGCUGUACACCGAGGUGUGGGGCAGCGUGCGGGCGGCUCUCCGUGGACCCGAUGUCAAGGAGAAGAAGGCGGAUUAGAGCGAAAGAAGAAGAAAGGACUAAGUCAGACGCCGCGUUGGACUUUGAGAUGGUUAUUGGCCGACUAUCCAGCAGUGAUUUUGUCAUUAAUCAUGUAAUUUUGUCUCUGCCGUAGUAAACCUGCCCCUCUCUCAAUCACUCACUCACACACAAAAGAAGGCUGGUGACCUUCUAUAUUUUCUUCGUAUCACUUUGUAUUUAAGACGACAGACUUGCUGGUCAACACAGUGAAACAUUUAGCAGUUAAAGACACAAAUAAUGGUUGUUUGAGACCUAAAACUGAGCAAAUAUUCAUCCUACAUUCAUCAGUUGAAUCUAUUCACUUUAUAAUUAUUCAAAAUACCCUCCAAAUGGAGCAGCAAACAAAUAUGGUCAGUGCAGAAGCAAAGCCUCCGUCCUCGGAUAAACAGCUAGCGCCUUUAGUGUUGUUGUCUGCGCGGUUAGCGGCGUUGGCUUCUAGCCACCAUGUUGAGAACUGUGUGGAGGCAAUCCUCUGGAUUUUGGGCUUUGAACUUUAGUUUCUGAUCGUACAUGAAUCAUUGAAAAUAAUUAGUUGCACCCUUAAUGUAAUGUAAUGUGUCACCAUCCCUAUUUAACCUAAGUACCUCAUUAGCAUUCACACAUGCAAAUAUAUCCUCUUACGAUAUAUAAAUGUCUAAGGAGGUGAUUCUGCAUUAUUUAAAGAAUAUACUGAGGGGAUAAUAUAUGGAGGUUACAUUACAGGUCGUUUAGCUGAAACUUUUAUCCAAAGCGACCUACAUUACAUUUUUAACCCAUGGCUUUUUACAUUUUUGCCCAGGGAGCAAUUAGGGGUUAGGUGUCUUGCUCAGGGACACUUCAACAAUGGGACAUGGGGCAGCGGGGGCUUGAACCACCAACCUUGCCGUUCCCAGCACUCCCUCGCUACCCCUGCACCACAACGACCCCAUGAGAUGUCACUGCUGUAUUUCUUUUUCCUCAUGUGUCAAACUGACUGAUGUAUCAGGGCAUCAUUUAAGCGAUGAAAACAUCACGUUGUACAGGCCGAUACUUCUUUACACUCCCUGCCCACUGAAAUUAAAAUGACAACUUGACUACAAA
This is a messenger RNA of Gasterosteus aculeatus aculeatus (three-spined stickleback), 2269 nucleotides long. RefSeq names its product solute carrier family 35 member B4 (gene slc35b4). Gene Ontology annotation, molecular function: UDP-N-acetylglucosamine transmembrane transporter activity; UDP-xylose transmembrane transporter activity. Gene Ontology annotation, cellular component: endoplasmic reticulum membrane; Golgi membrane. Gene Ontology annotation, biological process: UDP-N-acetylglucosamine transmembrane transport. The record is from RefSeq and is a predicted model, not a curated record. NCBI's taxonomy places the organism in Eukaryota, Metazoa, Chordata, Actinopteri, Perciformes, Gasterosteidae.